GGACUCAGAAGAGGCGGCGGCGGAAAAGGCGCCGCCCCCUUGGCGAGCUUCGCGACCUGGCGGCCUCCGCAGGACCCAUGGCGGAUUCCUCGCCCGCGCUGUCCCUGCGGGAAGGCGGCCCCCGAGCUCCCCGGCCCUCGGCUCCCUCGCCGCCGGCACGCUCGCGCUCGGGCUCGGAAUCCGAGGAGGCCGAGCUGUCGCUGAGCCUGGCCCGCACCAAGACCCGCUCGUACGGCAGCACUGCCAGCGUGCGGGCGCCGCUGGGCGCCGGCGUCAUCGAGCGCCAUGUGGAGCACCGGGUCCGCGCCGGCGACACGCUGCAGGGCAUCGCGCUCAAGUACGGAGUCACGAUGGAGCAGAUUAAAAGGGCAAAUAAACUGUUUACAAAUGAUUGUAUAUUUCUGAAGAAAACUUUGAACAUCCCAGUUAUAUCAGAGAAACCUUUGUCGUUUAAUGGACUUAACUCAAUAGAUUCUCCAGAAAAUGAAACUGUCGAUAGCAGUUUUUCUCAUGAGGAAGAGCCGGUAGCAGCUGCAGAAGACCUCUCUCCUCCCAGUCCUCAAGAAUCCGACGUUCAGCCUGUACAGCCUGAAGAAGUGUCAGCUAGAGAUUUCCUGCAGAGACUAGACUUGCAGAUUAAGUUGUCAACACAGGCAGCCAAGAAACUGAAAGAAGAGAGCAGAGAUGAAGAGAGCCCCUAUGCAACUUCCCUCUAUCACAGUUAGAUGAUCAGAGAUGAUUAUCUAACCUGGAUUAAGAGAUGGUUGUAUCAUGCAGAAACCAACAGCUGAAGAUUCAAAAGUAUACAUCCUUAAAUCACAACUAAGUAGUUCCACCUACUGCAAUUGCACUGAAAUGAUUAUUUCCCUCUGGCUUUCUAUAAUUUUAAGUCUUUAUUAUGGCAUGAGAGCAAAUUGUAUUCUAAAGAUCAUCACUUUUGUAGGUGAUGGUAGUUUUUAGACUAGUUUUCGUAAAUACUAGUU
Molecule: messenger RNA, 983 nt
Organism: Hyaena hyaena (striped hyena)
Lineage: Eukaryota; Metazoa; Chordata; Mammalia; Carnivora; Hyaenidae
Gene: LYSMD2
Product: LysM domain containing 2
Exons: 3
Coding region: 78-725 (215 amino acids)
Source: RefSeq, a predicted model, not a curated record